UAAAUUUGUUGACUCAAAAUUCAGUUUAAUUCAUGACACUAAGCAAUUAUUUUGAAACAACAUCUGGCUUGAAUCAGUUAUGCGUGAGUUAUAAAAACGUUGGCUAUUUAACUUAGAUAUAUAUUAUAUAUACACACAUUACUAUUGUUGGGAUAUAUUAUCCCGGCCUAUUACUGUUCAUGAGUCCAAGGCUUUACGUAGUACGGAGCCCGAGCAGCUAGGCCCAUUUCGGCCCAUCCGGCCCACUUUAGCCAUUUGGGCCCACUCUGGCCCGUUUGACCCAUUAGGGUGGAGAGCCCCUUCUCCCCUUCCCCUAUUUAUAGGAGGUUUUCCCUCCAUGUAAAGGACUUCCUUCUUCCUUCUCCCUCUAGAAUAGCUCAAAUACUCCAUGAAUGGAGCUCAAAAUGUACUAUGUAAUGGUGAGGAGAGCCUAAUGAGAAUUGAGAGGGCUUGGACAUUAGCCUAAAAAGUCCCGUGGUUUUCUCCCUUUCGGGUUUCCACGUAAAAAUAGUUUGUUCAUACACAUUUAUACAUAUAUUUACUAUAUCGUGUUGGAUUAAACUCAACACUGGCGCCGUCUGUGGGAAUCUGUCCAAAAAGAUUCAUGUGUUCUAUUGUUCUUGGGUUUCUAAAAAAAAUCAUACGGAUGAACUGGAUUCCAGAAAAGAAAAAAGGAAAGAAAUGGCUCUGAGGGAAGAAGAAACGAAGAAGGUACAGAAAUUGGGAAGCCAAAUCUGGAUUUUUGUUUCCAAGUCUGUUUUUGAAGUCGCCGGAGCCACCGCCGUACCCGCCGGCAGGGAGCCUCCGUGGUGUUAGCCGGCACCAGAAAAAGCUCGCUUAAGCACCCCAAAUCUCAUAGCACCUACAACACAGCUGCUCGUCACGCGCAGCUGCUUCUGCCGCCUAAAGUCGCCGCACCGCCGCUCGCCGCCGGCGGUCAACCACCGACUACCCCUCCGCCUGGUCAGUCACGGGGCGAGCCUCCACCAGCCAUCCUGUUCGACCGCUGUGACCUGAGGACCUGCCGACUGGGAGUUUGAUUUCCGCCAUUAAUGGUGUUUUUUAAGCUCAAAGGAAGUAAAAUCUGAAGCUCAAAAGAUCUCCCAACGAAACUACACCCUCUGGCCGGCCUUGCUCUGCCGUGACCACCAUCUCCACCGACGGAAGGUGGCCGGCACGUGCAGCCUGCUGAUGGGUUGGUAGAAGGCUGUUCCAUCUGUCUGUCCUAAGAGGUACACUCCGCGUAAAUGCCUUGGUCUGAAGCUGACCACGUCCGCAAGUUUUGGGACCAAGAAUAGAAGGUUGGCUGCUUUGGAAGAGUUGACCAGCAGCUGGGUCUGCACAAUAUGAUAAAAGGGAAGCAAAUCUGGCUCUACAUAGCCUCGUUACUGGCCGAGUCUUUAACUUGGAAGCUAAGUGCCACUUACUCCCUUUAUUUAAGUAUUCGAAUAAUGAAGCAUGAUUAAAUAUUGCAAUUAAUUUGUAUCACCAUUAUUUAUUAGGGAUUGAAACUCCCGAAAUUAAAUAAUGAGAGCGAUGCUCUAAGUGAUAAUUAGUUUUACCGUCAUUUAAAUUUAAUGACUGGUUGUUGUGUGCCUGUUGGCCCGCUCCUGAUCGGCUUUAAUUAGCGAACGGAGUAUACUUGAAUGGCCUUCGAUAGGGAAGUAUCAUUGCUAUUACCGGUUAUGUCACUAUUAUUUAUUAGGGGUAAAAUGUCCCGAAUUAAAUAAUGUCGAGCGAGGCUCAAGUGAUGGUUAGUUCAGCUAACAUUUUAUUAAGUAUUUAAUUUCUUGUGGGCCCGUGGGUCCACUCUCGAUCAGCUUGAUUAAGCGAUCUGAGCGUCUCCAAAAGGGCGAUGCCCCGACGACGCAUUUUAAUUGAGGGGUUACGCAUUGGUCCGCAUGGCACCAAGUGCCCGAGCGACGAUCGUACCCUAGUACCAUCUACGCCACUAGGCGAAGUGACUGUGCCAAACGCGGCCUGUGGGGCCCGAGGGCACCGAAGUGCUCAACCUCAUUUUUUCGAGGGUAGUGCGACCAACUUGGGUCUGAGUUUGAAAACUCACGGACCGGUGAAUAUUUCUAUGUGACGUUCGGCAGGCUGCUAAUUGGCCCCGCCGCAAGCUGCUACGUCCAUUAACCCCGCACGAUGAGCCGGGUCGAGGGUCACGAUGACCCAUAGGCCGGUAAUCGUGGGUGUUAGAGGGAAGCCACGAUGACCCAUGCAGAUGGUUAUGUGUGCAUAUUUAUUAUCGGGCCGUGCGGCCCGUUACCAUGCUUAUUGCGCAGCCGAAGCCGCUCGACGCGCUUGAGCGAAAUGAUUAGAAGACGCUCGGCCCGAGUCUUGAAGACGUGCAGGGCUGGCUAAAGAGGAGACCAUCACGGCUGAGGACCGUGAGACGAGCAUCUCCACCUAGAGGCCGAGGGCCUAGAGGAGACCACCACGGUUGAGAACCGUGGGACGGGCAUCUCCACCCCAGAGACCGAUGGCCUAGGGAGAACACCUAGAGGCCAAGGAUCUAGAGGCGAAUGCCAUGACAGAGAACCGUGAGACGAUCAUCCAUCAUUCGGAGGCCGAGGGCCUAGAGGAGACCAUCACGACCGAGGGCCGUGAGACCAUCCUGAUUUUUAGGUCGGCCUCCCAUCGCCGACACCAUUAUAUCAUGACCGGCCUCUCGGCCCGACGUGAUUAUCAUAUUUGAAGACCGGCCUUGUCCCCGCCCUCGCGGACGAGGGCCGUUGCUUGAUUCUUUCAGAUCGGCCUCUCAUUGCCGACACUGUCAUAUCAUGUUCGGCCCCCCGGCCCGGCGUGAUUAUCAUCUUUGAAGACCGGCCUCGUCCCCGCCCUCGCGGACGAGGACCGUUGCUUGAUUUUCUCAGAUUGCCCCCCAGGCCGACACUGUUACAUGGCCACCGACCCCCUGGUACGGCGCCAUUAUCAUCUUUGAAGACCGGCCUCGUCCCCGCCCUCGCGGACGAGGACCGUUGCUUGAUUUUCUCAGAUCGCCCCCCAGGCCGACACUGUUACAUGGCCACCGACCCCCUGGUACGGCGUCAUUAUCAUAUUUGAAGACCGGCCUCGUCCCCGCGCUGCGCGGACGAAGACCAUUGCUGGAUUUCUUUCAGGUCGGCCUCUCAUCGCUGACAUCAUUAUAUCACGACCGGCCUCUCGGACCGGCGUGAUUAUCAUAUUUGAAGACCGGCCUCGUCCCCGCCCUCGCGGACGAAGACCAUUGCUUGAUUCUUUCAGGUCGGCCUCUUACUGCCGACACUAUCAUGUUAUGUUCGGCCUCUCGGCACGACAUAUUUAUCUUUUGAAGACCGGUUUCAUCCCCGCGCUGCGUUGGAUGAGAGCCGUUGCUCGGAUAUAUCGGCCUGACUAGACACUAUUGCCAUCUCCAUUAUCAGGACCGACUGCUCAGCGACAUUAUGAUCAUUGUAUAUCGGCUCCCAAUGCCGACCUUCUUGAGUUAGCGAUCGGGCUCACCCCUCCCUUCAGGAGGGUGACCAUCGCCUUCGCAUGACGACCAGCAUUUCCAUCGCCUCGUCAUUCUAUUCAUUUUGAUAUCCCACCACCAUUAUGUGUGACAUCACUUGUGGUUACUCUUGGAACCGACGAACGUAUUUUCCUCCCUCAAAAAAAAAAAAAAAAAAAAAAAGAAGAAAAAAAAAAAAGAUGGGGAGAAGGGGAGACGAGAUCCUAUGAGAGAGGGAGUCUUGACGAGGUAUGUCUGAUCUUCCUUCGCCGCGUAUGACGAACGUCUCCCGACGCGGAGGCUAGUAGGAACGUGGGGGGGGCUAGACGUACCAAAGGGAACCUCGGCAAGAUAAACCAGUUCCUCCCAUGACCCGUGGUUCGAUGAACACCUUCUGCCAAAGCAGAAGGCUAGUAGGGCCACGAGCAUGGGACGACGAAGCAGGGAAUCCCGACGUGGAUAAACCAGUGACCUCCUUGCGAUCGUUGGAUGACCGAACGUCUUCUUCGAAGUAAGAAGAUUAGUAGGACCACGACGGGGACGAACGAAGAAUAGGGAAUCCCGACGUGGAUAAACCUGUUCCUCCUUGCGAUCGUUGGAUGACCAAACGUCUUCUUCGAAGUAAGAAGAUUAGUAGGACCACGACAGGGACGAACGAAGAAUAGGGAAUCCCGACGUGGAUAAACCUGUUUCUUCUCAUAGUUGGGAUGACGAACGUCUCCUGCGAAACCAGGAGACCAGUACUCACGAGACUUGGGAAGAACGAAGAACCGAGUUCUUUACCGGAGUCUGUUGCGUGCCGAGUGUACACCGCUUAGCGGUCCAUACAUAGGACCACGGAUACGGUAGACGAACGAAGACCAGCUCCAUGGAUCAGACAUGAUGGACCAGUUCUUUACCGGAGUCUGUGCGUGCCGAGUGUACAUCGCUUAGCGGUCCGUACAUAGGACCACGGAUACGGUAGACGAACGAAGACCAGCUCCAUGGAUCAGACACGAUGGACCAGUUCUUUACCGGAGUCUGUGCGUGCCGAGUGUACACCGCUUAGCGGUCCGUACAUAGGACCACGGAUACGGUAGACGAACGAAGACUAGCUCCUCAGAUCAGAUGGGAGGGACAUCACCCAGAUUUAUUUCAGGCUCACCAUUCCUUCCCGAAAGGAGUCCUGACAGACGAUUGGCUUCCCACAGCCAAUCGGGAGAGAGACUUGACACAUCACCAGCACGGCCGAGGGCCGCGAGACGAUUAUCACUCACCGACAGGCCGAGGGCCAUGAGAUGAUCAUCACUAUUUUUCUGUAUCACGAUCGGCCCUUCAGCGCCAUCGUACCCAGCUCACGGUUCGGCUCGUCCAUCCCUUCCAGGGUGGCGACGAACGUCUUGUGCAUCACGAUCGGCCCCUCAGCGCCAUCGUGUCCAGUUCACGGUUCGGCUCGCCCAUUCCCUCCAGGAUGGCGACGACCAUCUUGUGCAGUAUGAUCGGCCCCUCAGCGCCAUCGUACCCAGCUCACGGUUCGGCUCGUCCAUCCCUUCCAGGGUGGCGACGAACGUCUUGUGCAUCACGAUCGGCCCCUCAGCGCCAUCGUGUCCAGUUCACGGUUCGGCUCGCCCAUUCCCUCCAGGAUGGCGACGACCGUCUUGUGCAGUAUGAUCGGCCCCUCAGCGCCAUCAUACCCAGUUCACGGUUCGGCUCGCCCUUUCCCUCCAGGAUGGCGACGACCGUCUUAUGCAGUACGACCGGCCACUCAGCGCCAUCGUACCCAGCUCACGGUUCGGCUCGUCCAUCCCUUCCAGGGUGGCGACGAACGUCUUGUGCAUCACGAUCGGCCCCUCAGCGCCAUCGUGUCCAGUUCACGGUUCGGCUCGCCCAUUCCCUCCAGGAUGGCGACGACCGUCUUGUGCAGUAUGAUCGGCCCCUCAGCGCCAUCGUACCCAGCUCACGGUUCGGCUCGUCCAUCCCUUCCAGGGUGGCGACGAACGUCCUGUGCAUCACGAUCGGCCCCCUCAGCGCCAUCGUGUCCAGUUCACGGUUCGGCUCGCCCAUUCCCUCCAGGAUGGCGACGACCGUCUUGUGCAGUAUGAUCGGCCCCUCAGCGCCAUCGUACCCAGCUCACGUUCAGCUCAUCCAUCCCUUCCAGGGUGGCGACGAACGUCUUAUGCAUCACGAUCGGCCCCUCAGCGCCAUCGUGUCCAGAUUCACGGUUCGGCUCGCCCAUUCCCUUCCAGGAUGGCGACGAACGUCUUUAUGCAGCACGAUCGGCCUCUCAGCGCCAUCGUGUCUGGCUCAUGUUCGGGCCGCCCAUCCCCUCCAGGACGGCGACGACCGUUUUAUGCAGCACGAUCGGCCCCUCAGCGCCAUCGUGUCUCUUUCACGUUCGGAUCGCGCAUCCCCUCCAGGAUGGCGACGACCGUCUUAUGCAGCACGAUCGGCCCCUCAGCGCCAUCGUGUCUCUUUCACGUUCGGAUCGCGCAUCUCUUCCGGGAUGGCGACGAACGUCUUAUGCAGUGCGAUCGGCCCCUCAGCGCCAUCGUACCUGGCUUCACGGUUCGGCUUGCACAUUCCCUCCAGGAUGGCGACGACCGUCUUAUGCAGCACGAUCGGCCCCUCAGCGCCAUCGUGUCUCUUUCACGUCCGGAUCGCGCAUCCCUUCCAGGAUGGCGACGAACGUCUUAUGCAGUGCGAUCGGCCCCUCAGCGCCAUUGUACCUGGCUUCACGGUUCGGCUCGCACAUUCCCUUCAGGAUGGCGACGACCGUCUUAUGCAGCACGACCGGCCCCUCAGCGCCAUCGUGUCUCUUUCACGUCCGGAUCGCGCAUCCCUUCCAGGAUGGCGACGAACGUCUUAUGCAGUGCGAUCGGCCCCUCAGCGCCAUCGUACCUGGCUUCACGGUUCGGCUCGCACAUUCCCUUCAGGAUGGCGACGACCGUCUUAUGCAGCACGAUCGGCCCCUCAGCGCCAUCGUGUCUCUUUCACGUUCGGAUCACGCAUCCCCUCCAGGAUGGCGAUCGACCGUCUUAUGCAGCAUGAUUGGCCCCUCGGCGGCAUCAUGUCUAGUCCACCUUCGGCUCCGCCCAUGCCAUCUCGGAUGGGGGACCCGUCUUAUGCAGCACGUCUGCUUGUCGGCGCUGACAUGCCCGGGUUAUCGAUGAGAGCUACUGCUUCUAUCACAUCUUGCAUUCCCUCUCUCAUACAUUACAUACAUACAUUACAUGCAUACAUACAUUCAUGCAUCAUACCUCAUACAUUCAUACAUACACACGUGCAUCAUGUUUUGAUAGUACCGCGACGUCGAGUUAUAGAUGAUGGACCUCUAAGCUUCUCCGAUUGGAAAGCUCGAGUCAGAGUCCUUUACUCCCGCCUGAUGCAUUCAGGGGGAGUGUGCCCGUGGAGGAGCACCCUUCGCCCGACCCUAUCGGGAAGGGGGGUGCCUCACUGGUAGAUUACGUUCAGGAGUGCAGACACUCACUCAUAUAUGAUGAUUAUGUGAAGACACAGUUUCCAGCAAGACAGAGGAAGAGCGCAGGCAGAGUAUAUUUUCUCGAGCAGAUUCGCGAGCUCACUACUCAAGAAACUGGGGGACUUGUGUUGGGAUAUAUUAUCCCGGCCUAUUACUGUUCAUGAGUCCAAGGCUUUACGUAGUACGGAGCCCGAGCAGCUAGGCCCAUUUCGGCCCAUCCGGCCCACUUUAGCCAUUUGGGCCCACUCUGGCCCGUUUGACCCAUUAGGGUGGAGAGCCCCUUCUCCCCUUCCCCUAUUUAUAGGAGGUUUUCCCUCCAUGUAAAGGACUUCCUUCUUCCUUCUCCCUCUAGAAUAGCUCAAAUACUCCAUGAAUGGAGCUCAAAAUGUACUAUGUAAUGGUGAGGAGAGCCUAAUGAGAAUUGAGAGGGCUUGGACAUUAGCCUAAAAAGUCCCGUGGUUUUCUCCCUUUCGGGUUUCCACGUAAAAAUAGUUUGUUCAUACACAUUUAUACAUAUAUUUACUAUAUCGUGUUGGAUUAAACUCAACAACUAUUUUAGUGGGACAGGUCAUAAAGGAAAAAUAAGACAUUCUUAAU
Cuscuta epithymum is the source of this 7529-nucleotide messenger RNA. The record is from the annotation of a GenBank genome assembly. NCBI's taxonomy places the organism in Eukaryota, Viridiplantae, Streptophyta, Magnoliopsida, Solanales, Convolvulaceae.